UGUAUUACCGACGACAGCUUUACGGUAUAGGGCAGCGGCCAGAGAGGAUGCUACUGAGAAUGAUUGUGGUGAAGAUGAUUUUAAGGGGGCUCUAGCGGGUUCGUUUCCUAUUUCUUCAGCUUACAACCUCUGAACGGCGCGUUGUUUGUACCAGACAACAUAUGCGCCCGGAUGCGCCUGGACACAUUGUCCGGAGAGGAGCAUGUAACCGGGAGUCACGCACCGGCGGCGGCACCACCUGACUCUCCUUGUCUCCUCUUUAUUUGAGGCUUCUGGAUGUGUUGACUGAAACCCUGCUCCUGAUGCGUAUUGCCUAUUUUUAAUUCAGCAAAAUGAGCGAAGAAAUGUCAGAGGUUCCGAAAGAGCUGCUGGAGAGUGUGAGGGAUGCGGUGGGGAGAAAGGUGAAGCUGUCGCUGAGGAAAAGAGUCAAACUGGAGAUCAAAGGAGACAAGACGGAGAACAGAGUGUUGGCCCUUGCGUCUCACCGAGCCUACCUCUUGACCGCUCGCAUUCCUGCCAAGGUGGAACAUUCCUUUAACUAUCUGGAGAUGCAGGGGGUUUCUUGUAACAAGCCUACACAGCUGUUCUUAGAGUACGAGCGGGGCUCUUUCUCUCUAAAGCUGCUCUCUACAGAGGAGGUGAAUGAGGUGGUCGCCCAUAUAGGAAACUGUCUGCUGAGGAUAUGUCCCGGUCUACCACCAAAUAAAGUGAUGAAGAAGCUUUGCAUGGAGCCUCCAGACAGGCUGACCUCUCUGCAGACUCUGUGGGAGAACAACAAGACGGCUGAACCUGGGCCCUGCGGUGGCUUUUCACAGCUGUACAGAUGUGUUUGUGACUGGUUGGGGCUGCCUUACAGAGAAGAAGUGCAGUGGGAUGUGGAUACUAUCUAUUUAACACAAGACAGCAGAGAGCUCAACCUACAGGACUUCAGCCAUUUGGAAAACAGGGAUCUGGUGGCUAUAAUAGCAGUCCUGGAGUUUAAUCAGUGGUUCACCAAGCUCUCCACCAAGGACUACAAACUAUCUGCAGAUGUGUGUGAGCAGAUCCUUCGGGUAGUGUCUCGAUCCAGUCGACUAGAAGAGUUGGUUCUGGACAACGCAGGACUCAAAACUGAUUUUGCCCAGAAGCUAGCAGCUGCCCUGGCCCAUAACCCCAGCUCAGGACUCACCACCAUUAAUCUUGCCAACAACCCACUGGAGGACAGAGGUGUCUCCUCCCUGGGUGCCCAGUUUGCCAAACUUCGUAUUGGGCUCAAGCAUUUAAACUUCUCCAAAACCUCACUAUCACCCAAAGGGGUGAACAGCCUUUGUCAGUCACUGAGUGCCAACCCGUCCAUCCCCAGCAGAAUGGUCCACCUGGACCUCUCAGGGAAUGUCCUCCGAGGAGAUGACAUGCAGCAUUUCUACAACUUCCUGGGUCAACCCAACAGCCUGGCCAUCCUUGACCUCUCCAACACGGACUGCUCAUUGGACCAGGUUUGCUCGGCUCUGCUGCGAGGUUCGGUCCAACACCUCUCUGUUCUCAACGUGUCAAAGAGUGUCUUCCCUCACAGGAAAGGCAAAGAGGUGCCUCCAUCAUUUAAGCACUUCUUCAGCAGUGCCAUGUCUCUCAGCUCCAUCAAUGUGUCAGGAACCAAGCUGCCGCCAGAGGCCCUCAAAGCUCUCCUGCUUGGCCUGGCCAGUAACAUCAACCUGAAAGAAGUUUCUUUAGACCUCAGCUGCUGUGAGUUGCGUUCAGGAGGUUCUCAGAUCCUUGAAGGUUGUAUUGCAGAGAUCCCAAACAUCUCCAGCCUAGACAUCUCUGACAAUGGCCUGGACUCAGAUUUGGCCACGUUGCUGGUGUGGCUGGCCAAGAACAGAUCCAUCCGACAUCUCUCCCUGGGGAAGAACUUCAACAACAUCAAGUCCAAAAACCUCGCCCCAGUGUUGGACAGCCUGGUCCAUAUGAUUCAGGAAGAAGAGUCGCCCCUCACCUCACUGUCCCUCGCAGACUCCAGAUUAAAGAGUGACCUGACCAUCGUUUUGAAUGCUCUGGGCAGCAACGCCUCACUCACCAGGCUCGACAUCAGCGGGAAUGCCAUGGGGGACAUGGGAGCCAAGAUGCUGGCCAAGGCGCUUCAGAUCAACUCCAAACUCAGGACUGUGAUCUGGGAUAAAAACAACACAAGCCCUCAGGGUCUUCAGGAUGUAGCAGCUGCUCUGGAGAAGAACUUUACCAUCCGUUUCAUGCCCAUCCCCAUCAUCGAUGCCUCCCAGGCUCUGAAGGCUGGCCCAGAGAAGACAGAGGACGCCUUGCUAAGGAUUGAGAAUUAUUUGUACAGGAACCAUGAAACCAGAAAAUACCUACAGGAGCAGGCGUAUCGGCUGCAGCAGGGCAUUGUAACAACAACCACACAACAAAUGAUUGAAAGGAUUUGUGUGAAGGUGCAGGACCACCUGAACUCUCUGAGGAACUCUGAGACAGAUGCCAUCUUGGAGGACGUCAGAUCAGCAGAGAACCUCAUCAAAGAUGCCAGAAACUCUAAAACUCUGCUCCCUAACCUCUACCACCUGGGAUCAGCAGCCAGAGAGGAGGUGAACAGCUCGUCAGUAGGACCCAUCCAGGAGAAACUGGAGUCGAUGGCGGGGGAGGUGACGACCGUCAUGGACCAACAACUGCAGGCUCUGUUGGAGUCCAUGGUUGAUGCUGCAGAGUCUUUGUGUCCUCACGUGAUGAUGAGGAGUAAUCUACGUCCAGAGCUAAUGAAGGCCAGCUCAGCCAAGAUGGUUGUGCCCAAAAGCUUUGUGACCAAAACCCUUCUGGAGCAGUCUGGAGUAGAUAUUAUCAACAAGAUCAGUGAGGUGAAACUGAGUUUGGCCUCCUUCCUAUCCGAUCGCAUUGUUGAUGAGAUUUUGGAAGCACUGUCCUCUUCCCAACUUACCCUGGCUGACCACCUGGUGCGGCGAGGUCGCCCUUUGGUGCAGCAGGAAUCAGUAGAUCUGGACGUUCCAGAGGAGAAGAUUCCUAAACGGGCAUCAACAGAGAUACUGGAGGCUGAGAGGCUGGAAGAUCUGGAGACAUGCAUGAUGACUCCUAAAUCCAAGAGGAAGAGUAUCCACAGCAGAAUGCUGCGGCCUGUCUCACGUGCCUUUGAGAUGGAGUUUGACCUGGACAAAGCCCUGGAGGACGUCCCUGUGCAUGUUGAGGACUCUUUAUCUCGAACUCCCGCUACUCCCCCUACUCCAUCUCAAAUCCUGUCAAAACUGGAGCAACGUACACCGGGGGGGAUGGUGGAGCUGCCGUCUGAGGAGGAAAAGAAGCUGCAGCACUUCACCAAGCUACGACCCCGACGGAACAAGAAAAUGCAUUCUAGCAAAGUACCUCAAAUCAACAGUACUCCAUCUCAGGAUGGGGAGCAGAACGGCCUCAUGGGAAGGGUUGAUGAAGGUGUUGAUGAGUUCUUCUCUACUAAAGUCACAAAGAUGGAUUCUAAGCGUUCCCUGAAGAGUUCAGAAUCUCAGGAUGGAGAGAAGAAGAAGAGUAAAGGAGGAUUCCUCAACCUCAUUAAACGUUCCUCCAAAUCAGAUAAAGCAGAUAAGUCUGAGAAAAACCCGCCGCCCUCUUCAUCUUCUGUAACCUCAACGCCAGCUCCUACAAUCCCUGAAGAGCCCUCCUCACCAAAGAUGGCAGUAAGGAGCCCAGCACCGGAGCCAAAAUCCAGGGACGCCUCCAGCCGCUCGCAGCACACAGACUACAGCAGCAGCUCUGAUCGCUCAGAGGAGCUGAGGACUCCAGACUCCAUUGACGAGCCUUGGGAGAGCUCAGACGGUCGGGGCAGUCCUCAGGGAGGUCGACGGUAUCCAGGGUUACAGAUGAUGGGAAGUGGUCUGCUAGCAGAGAUGAAGGCCAAGCAGGAGAGGCGAGCUCACAAGUCUUCCAGCCCGGACAGGCCUGACAGCAAUGCAACAGCAGCCAAAUCGCAGCCAACGGUUUCAGAGAGCAGGUCUUCUGGUGCCCCAGUUAAUAAAUCAGAACCUCGGACUGGUUCUCCGGAGAAUACCCCAUCUCGUGUCGAAGCCAAGCCAGAGCCGGCCCCUCGUCUCAGGGCUACAUCCUCCUCCAGUUCCCCUGGAGGACCAGUGAGUCCCAAACCACCGGUGCCACAGGGGGCAAAGCCUGCACUGGCUGCACGACCCACAAUCCCACAGAAACCGAGGAGCGCCAGCAGCAGCAGCACCAGGAGCCUGGAUGAGGGUCCAGAACCACCCAGCAGUGGCAGCGUGUCUCCUAAAGCCUCAGCUCUUCCUUCAACUCUGAAGAGGAUUCAGUCAGAGAAAGAGAAAGACGGACAGACCGGUCUACAGCCAGCAAACAAAACCACUCAGGACGUGAGGGCGGGCUCUGUGUCAGACUCUCUGCAGCGACCUAGCCCUCUCCGGACCAACUCUGAGGAUCACAGCUCUUUCAAGACCAAGGACCAAUCUCCCAACCGGGACAAGGACAAGACAGCGCGCAAAAAAUCCUCAGACUCUGGAGAGGAGGCGGACAAAGAGUUUAUUUUAAUAUGAGUGAGACAAAAUGGUUGAUAAGCCUCACCUUUAUGAAAUCAAACGUGGGGGGAAUAUGAUCAUCAUAUUUUCAUCUAUAUCAGAGGUUGGAUCUUUCAGACCUCAAAUUAUGAAUCACACUUGGUUUGCAGGAAGAUCUGCUGGAGUAUCAGGUAAUACAACACUUCAUACUGAAAUUAAUAAGGUUGUCAAUUAUAUGGUUUCUUUAUUUUACCGUUGGAGAAAUAUCCUCAAAUCAUUUUUCAGUUAUAAAAUGUCACCAAGUAAAACAAAACUAAGAGCUUCCUUCUCAUUUAAAGCCUCUUCACUUGUUCUGUUCCUUUUCUCUGCUGUCAGGUGAAAACAUCUCGCCUCUUAAGUAAUAAUCUUUACAGGAUUUAAUUAAAUGGGCUUUGGGUUUGUUAA
Labrus mixtus (cuckoo wrasse) is the source of this 4952-nucleotide messenger RNA. Its product is annotated as F-actin-uncapping protein LRRC16A-like. Gene Ontology annotation, molecular function: protein binding. NCBI's taxonomy places the organism in Eukaryota, Metazoa, Chordata, Actinopteri, Labriformes, Labridae. Gene Ontology annotation, cellular component: plasma membrane; lamellipodium. Bases 333 to 4547 code for a protein of 1404 amino acids. The record is from RefSeq and is a predicted model, not a curated record. The transcript has 38 exons. Gene Ontology annotation, biological process: cell migration; regulation of Arp2/3 complex-mediated actin nucleation.